AUGCCUCUCCGUGUCUUAGUAGUUGGAGCAGGAUUGGCCGGUCUAGCAGCGGCACUUUCUACAAAACUUGCAAACCCAUCACAUGAAGUGACGAUUCUAGAAACUGUCUCGGAAUUGGCGGAAGUCGGGGCAGGACUACAAAUAACACCUAAUGCAUCACGGCUCUUCAAAAAAUGGGGAAUAUACGAUGAUCUCGCACCAAAAGCUACAUUUCCUAAAACUCUCUCCGUGUGGCGAUUUGAUGGGACAAAACGCUUAGCACAUUCUUCGGAUUUUCAAGAGAAAAUUAAUGAAAGAUAUGGAGCUCCUUUUUGGGGAAUGCAUCGAGUAGAUCUACAGCGUGCACUUUGCGCUAAAUGCAAUGAGUUAGGCGUCGUUAUUCGUCUAUCAUCGAGAGUCACGAGUGUUGAUUUCGAAAAGACAGUUAUAACAUUAGAUGGAGGGAAAAUAGUAGAAGGAGACAUUAUACUUUGCACAGAUGGGAUUUAUUCGGCUACUAGAUCACAAUUUCUGGGCCAUUCAUGUCCGCCAAAUCCAACCGGAGACCUCGCAUACAGAAUUGUCAUUGAUAAAUCCACAUUGAGUGGUCCGGAUGCAGAAAAACUCACUGCAUUCAUCGAUUCCCACUCUGUCAACUUCUGGGCGGGUCCGGAUACACACGUGGUAUCGUAUACCAUGCGCGGAGGCGAUCUAUUCAACAUCGUCCUACUCUGUCCCGAUAAUCUCCCACCCGGACUUUCACGCUCAACAGGCGACUUGGAAGAAAUGAAAGGAUUAUUCGAAGGCUGGGAUCCCAUCCUCAGAGCAUUCUUAGAACAAGUCAAAGAAGUAGCCAAAUGGCGAUUAAUGCAUCUCGAACCUCUCGAACGCUGGACUAGCGAAAAAGGAACCUUUUGGAUGGCUGGCGAUGCAUGUCAUCCCAUGCUUCCCUAUCUCGCACAAGGCGCUAAUUCGAGUCUGGAAGAUGGAGCCGUCAUGGGAUAUCUAUUGGGAAAAGUUAAUGUAGAGAUGAAAGAUGAACAAUUGAGGAAUGCGGCGAGGAUAUAUGAGGAAUUGAGAAAGGGGAGGGGAGAAGGUAUAGCGAGGGAAACGUGGGGACAGAGAGAAAGUUUUCAUAUGGUGGAGGGAGAGGAACAGGUUAAGAGGGAUGAGAUUUUAUUGGCGGGCCCGACGGUUAAUGGUGGGUUUCCGAGUCGAUGGCAGGAUUUUGGCGGUGCGCAGAAGUGGUUGUAUGGGUAUGAUGCUUAUGUGGAGGUAGAAAAGGGAUUUGAGAGGUCGCCGUUUUAG
Sclerotinia sclerotiorum 1980 UF-70 is the source of this 1287-nucleotide messenger RNA. RefSeq lists its product as hypothetical. Lineage: Eukaryota; Fungi; Ascomycota; Leotiomycetes; Helotiales; Sclerotiniaceae. The coding region runs from base 1 to 1287 and encodes 428 amino acids. Gene Ontology annotation, biological process: secondary metabolite biosynthetic process. The transcript is spliced from 2 exons. Gene Ontology annotation, molecular function: monooxygenase activity; FAD binding. The record is from RefSeq and is a predicted model, not a curated record.